UAAGUGAUUUGAAACUUUUUUUUGGUAUCUGUAAUUUUAUAAAUUAAAACUAAUUAUAAUAUUUAAUGAUUUUUAUAAUUUUCACGAUGACUUAAUCAAACAUUUUGAGUUGAUUAAGCCAUUUAUCGAAGUUCCUUAUGUAAUAACGCGUUCGUUGUGUUUCAUGGAGUUGUAAAAACUCGAAGAACUGUGGGAAAGGAGAAAAUGUCGUUUUCGGUACGAUUUAAUGCAGAAGAUGAAGAGGUAGAGGGAUUGUGUACUACUCCCACAAAAAUACAAUCAACAGGGUCAACUGAUGAACAAUUAAAAACACCUGAACAAUCCUUUGGAAAUUCUCAAUAUUUAGGUUUAUUUGGAUUAAAAAGAUCAACUAGCUUAGAUGCUGAAUAUUCACCUUGUGAUACAACUAUUAAGCGCCUUGAUAGUUUUCUAUCAGAUAUUAAAGAAGGAUUGUGGAGGAGCGAUAGUGGUGGUGAUUUAAGCAUGGCAUCAAAGAAAACUGAUGACUCUGGCCAAGAUGAUGAUUCUGUUUCUAUAAUAUCUAAUGAAAUUGAUGAAGCAGAAGAAGAAGAACAAAUUCAUUAUAAUGUUAUUGAUAGACAUUUGUUUGGUAUUCGCCGCAGAUACACAAAAAUGACAGAAAAAAACACACCAGUAGAUAAUGUAGAGACAGCAAAAGAUGCUUUAGAAGACUUAGAGCUGAAAUCAAAUACACCAGAAGUAAUUAAAUAUGAUUGCUCAGAAAAUGAACUUCUAAAACCAAAAGAUAAAAUGAAAUAUAUUAUAUUUAUUUUGUUUGGUAUAACUGGAUGUUAUGUUAGCUACAAAUUUAUUCCAAUAUAUAUCAAUACUUUUAUGCUUGGUAGUCUGAUUGCAUUUAAAUUUAGACAUGUCUUAGAAAUGUUUACAACUGAAGAUUUUAGAAAAAAUCAGUUCCUACCUAAUUUAGAUUAUAUUCCUGAUAAUGAAGCUACUAUUAUACGAUCAUUGAAAGGUUUAUAUGAUCUUGAUCCACGUUUGAUGUUGUUUAAAGGAUGGAUGAACCAAUUUCUCUAUGAUUAUCGCCCAGAAACUUAUCGACUUUCACUUACAAUUUCUGUGUAUGUUAGAUUAAAAGGAUCAAUACUUAUUAUGUCUUAUCCAUAUUAUAAAGUUCCUAAAAGAUCUUUAUACAAUGAAACCAAACCUAAAUUAUUGUUUGUUAAGGAGUGCAUGUACAAGUUGUCAAAAUGUAAAAUUACUUUAUUACCUCAAAAUUUAGUAAAUAAAAGAAAAUGGAGUAAAAAAUACCCUAUUUGCAUAGAAUUAAACUCCGAUUCAUUAAUUGGUGUUAGACGCUCAUUAAAAUUUAGAAAAUUUAUUCAAGGAGCAGAUGAGUGGAUGUGUAAAGAUUACGUUACACCGUCAUUACAAGCUCAGUCAUAUUACGAGGAAAUGAUGGAAUGUGGCAUAUCAGAUAUGAAAGAUGAUUAUGACUUUAAAAAUGAAGCUAAUUAUUCUGAAAAUAAGCAAAAUGAAAAAAAAAAAUUAAAGACUGAUGUGAUCCAAACUGAUUCCAAAAAUGAUCGUAAAAUCAAUGAAUCAGCGCCAUGUACAUCAAAAAAUGCUGAUAAAUCAAAUGACUUUGAAGAAGAAAAUGAAGUAGAUGGUGAAUGGAAAACUGAUUCUGAUAAAAUAUAUUUAUUUGCUAGAAAUGACCCAGAAAAGGAAUUAUGGUUUCACCGAUUAAAUCUUUCUUCUGCAUUUGAUGUGGUAGCUGCUGAUGAAUUGACCAAUAAGAAAAAGCAAAAUGUAGAAGAACACAACAAAUUUAUCAAAGCUUAUCUUGGUUAUCUAUUUAAUGUUUACGAAUUAUCUAAUUAUCCAGUAUUGACUGAUCAAAAAAAAAAAGAGAAUUUGAUUGAUGUUCAAAUUAAUGAAAUUUCUGAUGAUCAACAGUAUUUAUGGUUAAAUAUGCUUUUGGGCCGUGUAUGCUUUGAUUACUUACAAAAUCCUAAAAUACUUGAAAUGAUUGCUGAUAAAUUUCAAAGAAAGUUAAAUGCUAUAAGGUUACCAAAAGUAAUGGAUAUGCUUGUGAUUCGGAGCUUAUGUUUUGGAAAGGGUGAGAUUCCUUCUAUACGGAAUGUAUCAAAACCUUGGAUAGAUCAUCGAGGAAUAUGGUUUGAAGUUUACAUUUCUUAUAAUGGAUCAUUUCAAGCAUCAGUUGAUACUAAACUUAACCUUAUGAAAUUAAAAAAAGAAGAAACUCGACAACAAAAAGAAGAAGUAAGAAGUGCUGUGUAUGAUUCUAAUCAAGAAGAUAGUGGUGAGACAUCAAAUGACGAAGGCCAUACACGAGAAGAUGUUAAUUUUGCAGAAAGAUUGUUUGAACAGCAGUCCUUAAAUGAUCCACCUCCACCACAAGGAAGCCGUAUUACAAGGUUUAUGGAAAAUUGCUCUUCUGGUUUUCUUGAACUGAAAUUUGUUAGAAAAGUUUUUGAAAAUGUUGCUAAGAAGGAACUUACUCUUGUUAUCGAUGUGAAACAAAUAGUUGGGACACUUAUAAUCAAUUUGCCUCCACCGCCCACUGAUCGUGUUUGGGUUUCUUUCAAAGGAAGUCCCCAGAUAAACUUUGAAGCUAAGCCAAAAGUAAAUGACACAAAUGUUCCACUCAUGGAUGUUCUUACUAAAGCUUUACAUAAUAUUUUAAUUAAAGAAUUUGAAAAAGUUAUUGUUCUACCAAAUAUGAUUGAUUUUUCUAUACCAUUGAUGAAUAGUGAAUAUUAAUUUAAACCUUAAAUAUUAAAGGAUUAUACAGAGGGUUUAAUUAAUAAGAAAAAAGUAAUUGUAAGUUUCUUAAAAAAAUAUCUAUGAUUAUAAUGUGGAUGUAAGCAUUUGUUACCAAUGAUUAAAAAAAUAUACUAAAAAAAUAUGACUGUGAUAAUGUUUUAGUUUUGCCAAUAUGUUUCAUUUUAAUAUAUGUUUUUAUUUUAGUUGAUAACUUCUUCCAAUGUUUAAAUAGUAUUUGGCUGUCAAAGUACCUAUUGUUAAUUUAUUUUGUAAGAUUUUUUAAUGAAAGUAGUUCGAUUAGCGGGAAAUGCACAUAUUUAACAAAAGGAUAAAAAUCCUAUAUCCAAAAGGCUGUAAUAUCUAAUCGAAUUACCUACUGUUUACUUUAUACUAUUUCUAUUUUAAGAUUUUUAAGAAAGUGUGUUGUUUUAUUUUGAAUUUUAAAAUCAAAGAUACCUAUAAUAGACACAAAACAACACAAUUAUUUUUCAAAUUUGUUUAUUACAUGAUAUUUAUUAAUUUAUUAU
Rhopalosiphum maidis (corn leaf aphid) is the source of this 3296-nucleotide messenger RNA. Its product is annotated as testis-expressed protein 2. The record is from RefSeq and is a predicted model, not a curated record. The transcript has 14 exons. Gene Ontology annotation, cellular component: endoplasmic reticulum. Lineage: Eukaryota; Metazoa; Arthropoda; Insecta; Hemiptera; Aphididae. Gene Ontology annotation, molecular function: lipid binding. The coding region runs from base 205 to 2766 and encodes 853 amino acids.